Messenger RNA from Durotheca rogersii, 2324 nucleotides. RefSeq lists its product as uncharacterized. The transcript is spliced from 3 exons. Lineage: Eukaryota; Fungi; Ascomycota; Sordariomycetes; Xylariales; Xylariaceae. Bases 162 to 2324 code for a protein of 720 amino acids. The record is from RefSeq and is a predicted model, not a curated record.
GCCCCAAGCUUCGGUCAGAGACGAAUCGGGCCACGAGUUUCUGAUGCGUGUAAUCGGCUUGACCAACCCCGACUGACAACUAGCAGACGGGUAGAAAAGAAGAAAAAAAAGAAAAAAGGGAGACGGAACCCUAAAGAACCGUUUCUACUAACAAACCAGCGAUGGCGGACACUCGACAGUCGGCUUUUAUGCCGACAAUCAAAUGUUCGAACUGCGGGUCACAAGUCGAGAUCUCAUUGAUGGGGGAGCAUGUGUGCAACGCCUCCGUCCUGGCAGCAGAACCGUCUCCCCCUAUGCCCGAUCUUCUCGGCGGCACGUUCUCGUCGCUUAAGCAGAGCGUCUUUGACAAGCUCACCCGCGCGCCCCCUACCGUAGAUACGUCGGCAGCAAAUAACGCAUUCAAGUUGGAUCAGUUGACGCCAGUCAGCGCCUCCACGGGAUCGCAUUCGAUCUCGCCCCAGACACCGACCGCUGGACGGCUCGGCGCCGAUCCUAGCGGCGAUGACUAUGCACCGGCGAUAGCAGGCUCGCCAAGGCGACCUGGGGGGUAUGGGGGGUUUAGAGAUUCGGGAUCGUCCGAAGGGGAGUCUGCCUACGGUACUAGCCCGAACAAACAGUCACAUUUCUUGACCAGGAUGAACACCAUCGCGCCGGGCCCGUUCGAGGGGAAUAGGAGACCCGGUGCGAAGGAGGCCUUCGCUCGGAACAACAGCAGGGACUUUGGCUCUGAGUCGAACAACGAUUCGCUACAUGUCGGAUACUCGCUGGAGAGACCGGGUACCGCGGGUUCGACUUCGUCGAAUCGGAGCGGCGGUAUGGCCCCUCCUAGGGCACCGCGGAAAAACGGAUACGGGGGAUUCGGCCCACCACAGAGAGAGAGUGACGACUUCGAGCCGCAACCGCUGGGCCUCGGAAAGCGAUCCGAGACUUUCCCCGAGAAGCUCGUGAGAACUAGCGACGAAGUAAUCGAAGCCCCGGCGCGCGUGCCUUCGGCCCCUGGUCCCAGACCGGACCGACUGCAGAGCAUGUCGAGCAGUACCGGGGAUCGGAUAAGCACCAGACGGUCGCAGCGACCGUCGUUUGGACCGCAGGAAGCGUUACGGCCACCUCCGCGAUCAAGUUUAGUCCGCCCGCCAACGAGAGAUGGCAACACAAUACCUAUCAACCUGGACGAGGAAUUCGGCGUCAACAAUCCUUAUCACUCGCCCUCCAUAUCGCAAUCGUCUAGCACUUCAGGUUAUAGUCAUAUGUCGCAGCCUCCCAGCCAGGCGAGUUCGAACACAAGCCCAGCACGAUCGGUAGGGUCUCGCGGGGGCGUGCGGCAGCCGUCCGAUAUGUCGGGGGUCGACGCCUUACUGGACGACCUGCAGUCCUCUAUGGGUGCGCUGCAAACCAAAGGGCAGCCGCCCUCACUCGGGGACAGGGCGCGGAUCCAGAGGGCGCCGUCGCCUCUUAACCCCAGCCACCGGCAUCCUUCCCCAGAGACUCGUCGGCCAGAUCCUGUCAGUCUGACAGGCCGGGAGCCAGACUUGCGAUCGGGACCGCCGGUGAAAACCCCGCUUACCCCGGACUCUUCCGAAGCCGACCGGAGAGAUCCCGCGGUGCAGGAGGGGAGAAGCGGGUCACCGCCAGAGCGCGUCAGACCGCAGCACAGCCGUCAGCCUUCGCGCUCGCGUGGCAAUUGCAGGGGAUGUGGUAAGCCCAUUACGGGCAAAUCCAUCUCUUCGGCGGAUGGCCGGUUGACCGGCCGCUACCACAAGGCGUGCUUCGUAUGUACGACGUGCCAGGAGCCGUUCUCGUCGGCCACGUUUUACGUAUUGAACGACAAGCCGUACUGCGAGCAGCACUACCACAAGCUCAAUGGCAGCCUUUGCGGGACCUGCAACCGCGGCAUCGAGGGACAAUACCUCGAGGAUGAAUCGUCGAUCAAGUACCACCCACACUGCUUCCGGUGCGGCGACUGCGGCGUUGUUCUUCGUGACGGAUACUUUGACGUAAACGGCAAAUCGUAUUGCGAACGCGACGCCUGGCGACGGGUACAAUCAGCGAUACGAGACGCACAACGGAUGCAACAGCACCAACAACCGUCGCCGAAUACGCGAACGCAGCAACCGUCCCCCCGGCCAAGCGGGCAGGCGGCGCCGCCGCCGAUGGCGAUGGGAGGAGGGCUUCCGGCCGGCCCCGGCUCGAAACUAAGGCCUCUGAACCAGCCGUUCGGGUUGCCGACCGGAAACCGCCUCGCUCCCGGCCAGGCUCUCGGCCGCGGCGGACUGAGGCCGAUACCGAAAAUGGAGAAGCGGAUGACGCGAUUUGGCAUGAUGUAG